Molecule: messenger RNA, 495 nt
Organism: Linderina pennispora
Lineage: Eukaryota; Fungi; Kickxellomycota; Kickxellomycetes; Kickxellales; Kickxellaceae
Exons: 1
Coding region: 1-495 (164 amino acids)
Biological process (GO): maturation of SSU-rRNA from tricistronic rRNA transcript (SSU-rRNA, 5.8S rRNA, LSU-rRNA)
Cellular component (GO): nucleus
Source: RefSeq, a predicted model, not a curated record
AUGGCACAGCCGGCAAUUCACCCGAACAAGGAGGCGUUUAUCGAGGGCGUCGACCAUAUCUUUGCCAGAUGGACCGCGCUAGAGCUGGCGGUGAAGAACGGCUGGGGUGGCCGCAACUCCCAGACCAAGCGUGAGGACAUGGUAGACGAGAUCGUGAAUCACUUUGACGACCUAGUCAAAAAGAAGAAGAAGCCCGAGCCCAGCGACCUCGAGGACCUCCUGCUAGACAUCAUGAGCGAGGACUUCAACAUCACACUGGAGGACAACAGCGCCAUCGAAGUCGCACGCAGCAUCUGCAGCAUCUUUGCCGAAUGCCUGACCGGCAACUUUACCACUGUCGAUAAGCUGCGCGACGAGCGGGAUGCCCGGGAUGCCCAGGGCGGCGCUAACAGCGCAGUGCAGCAGUCGCACGCGGCUGGUGGUGUUGCUGCAGAGGGGGAGGAUUCGGAAUCGGAGUCGGAAUCGGGCUCUGAUGACGAUGCUAUGGAAGAGUGA